UGCAUCAAAGAUCUGCUGUAAUCGUGAUAACAACCCGUGUUGCUCCUCCGCGCUGUUUGAAAAUACACGAAAGUCCACAUCACCUUCAGUUGGACCACAGCAACAACACGCAUGCGCAAAACCGGUGUAUCCAGAAAGGUAAACUUCGCUGAAUUUAGGACGUGUUGAAGGUUUGCUACCUCCAGGAAAUAGACAAGGACUUGAAUUUUACUGUAUUCGCGGAAGGUACGUUAGUCUCUUUUGUAAGUAAAGCUUGAAUCUGUGAGGUUGCCGUCGACUUUCUGGGGAUAAUAUCCUGUAUUUGGAAUAUUCUUGAAGACGGAAGUGAGGGGUUGUUGUUGUUUUUCCUCAAUCAAGCCUCUGAUUGAACCCGACGCGUGCAUGACAGUCUCUGAAUGCCUGCUGACCUGUUUUAUGCACACCUAUGAUUUCCUGCCGAAGAUAGCCAAGAGUUUCCAUCUUUCCUUGAGUUUUUGCGUCGGGAUGGCAGCAGCGGCGGAGGAGGGCGGCUGCGGCGGAGCCUCCGCGCCGCUGUCCGCAGGUGAUGGCGAACCUGAGGAGGCCGAGGUGUUCACCUGCCCGACCUACUGCUCGGAGCUCUCCCGCCGGCAGAACGAGCAGAGGAAGGCGGGGUUGUUCUGCGACCUGACCCUGGUGUUCAGCUCCAGGGGCGCGUCUGGCGUGGAGGGGGUCCUGACCUUACCUGCCCACCGCACGGUCCUGUCUGCGGCCUCGCAGUAUUUCGAGCUGCUGCUGGGCGGACAGUUCUCGGAGUCGCGGACCGGGAGAGUGGAGCUGACGGAGUGGAGCUCCGCGGCGGGGCCCGACCCGGAGACCGUGGAGGCGGUCAUACACUUCAUGUACACGGGAGAGGUUCGGGUGACCAACGCUAAUGUUCACGAUGUGCUGGAACUAGCUGACAGGUUCUUGUUGGAUCAGCUGAAGAGCUUCUGUGCCGAGUUCCUGGUGAAGAAGUUGAAUCUUUCAAACUGUGUAGCUGUGCACAGCCUGGCUCACAUGUACAGCCUGAACCAACUGGCUCUGGAAGCUGCCGAGACGAUCAGAAGAAACUUCCAGAAAGUCAUUUCCAACGACGAGUUCUACACUCUUCCGUUUCAUCUGGUGAGAGACUGGAUGUUGGACUCGGAAAUUACUGUGGACUCAGAGCAGCAGCUGUUUGAAGCGAUCGUGAAAUGGGUCCACCAAAACCCGGAGGAACGGGUGCGAUUCUUUGAAGAGCUGUUCAAGCUCGUGAGGCUGAAGCAGAUUUCUCCAACCGACUUAACGCGUGUGGUUAGAAAGGAGCCCUUAGUGGCCAACAGGGCAGAGUGCCAGCAGCUGGUGGUGGACGCUCUGGAGUUUCACGCAGUUUGCUCGGAGGGCCUCAAGUUGGCUAACUUGGAUCAGAGUACCUCCUACAUGGCGGCCAUUCAUCCGCGCCUUGGCCAGAACAUGGACGUGAUCAUGGUGGUAGGUGGAGUCUCAGAAGGCGGAGAGUACCUCAGCGAAUGCGUUGGCUACUUUGUCGCAGAGGAUCGUUGGAUCAAUCUACCGCACAUUCACAACCACCUGGACGGCCACGCCAUCGCGGCCACCGAGGGCCACGUCUAUGUGGCAGGCUCCAUGGAGCCUGGCUUUGCCAAGAUGGUGGAGCGCUACAACACCAGCCUCAAUACCUGGGAGGAUGUCAGCAGCUUGUCCACGCGGAAGCACUCAUUCGGCCUAAUGGGCGUCAAGGAUGUCCUCUACGGCAUUGGGGGACACGGUAACUUCAGCCCAGGCUUUAAGGAUGUCACCGUUUAUAAGCCGGAGCAGGAUGAGUGGAUCAGCCUUGAGCCGGCGCCGAAGAUCCUACGAGACGUAAAAACAGUGACUGUAGAGGAUCGAUAUGUGUAUGUGAUGGCCAGGACGCCUGAAGACAUCGACCAUGACGAUGGACUGAGUACUGUGACCAUGUGCUACGACACAGAGAGUCACAGGUGGCAGGAAGUUCACUCAUUACCUCUGAUUGACAGCUACUGCAGCUUCCAAAUGGCCGUCUCAUCCACAACCUUCUACCACACUGCUUCCUGCUGCCCCAAAAGUUACAAGGCAACUUUUGAGGCCGCUCAGCAGAAAGUAAGCAGAAUCAUCCCGGAGGAGAUUCUCAGCAGCCUCCCAGCAGAGGUGCUUGGGAUGGAAGGAGCCGCCAUCUGCUUCCUUGGUGAGGAUGUCUUCAUCAUCGGAGGCUGGAGGAACAGCAGCAAUUUGGACAAGCAGUACCGCAAGGAGGCGUACCGCUACUGCGCCGACAAAAAGCGCUGGACGCUGCUGCCGCCACUGCCUCAGCCGCGCUGCCGCGCAGCGGCCUGCCACGUUCGCAUCCCGUACAGAUACCUGCGUGGCUGCCAGCGCUACCCAAUGCCGCAGAACCUAGCGCGCCAACGAGACCGCAUGCAGCAAAUGCAGCAGAUGCACCGACUCACACUCACCAGGCGGAGACAGAUGCACUCUCAGAUCGAAUGCUAAAGAAGGAUUAAAGAUUGUCCAGUGAAUAAUUAGCACUUUAUCUUCAGAUAAAUGCCUUCUCACAAUGAUGAAUCUUAUUUUUUUUAUUAUGAUAGAAUGAGAGAUAAAUCUAUAACUCCCUCUAAAGCUGUAACAUGUAACUUUUAUUUAAAAACUUUAUUUUUUUACAUAUUAAAACUGUCAGUUGAGACAGAAAACAACCAAUCAGAG
This is a messenger RNA of Poecilia latipinna (sailfin molly), 2718 nucleotides long. RefSeq names its product kelch-like protein 11. The transcript has 2 exons. Gene Ontology annotation, molecular function: protein binding. Lineage: Eukaryota; Metazoa; Chordata; Actinopteri; Cyprinodontiformes; Poeciliidae. The record is from RefSeq and is a predicted model, not a curated record. The coding region runs from base 382 to 2508 and encodes 708 amino acids.